AUGUUCCUGCGUGUGCCGCAGUACCUCGCCGACCUGCGCUCGCUGCCUCGUCGAGGACUGUAUUGGGGACCGUUGGGUCGGUGGGGGGAAGGGGCUAACUUUAACUUUAUUGUGGGAUUUUGCAUGACACUCUCGAGGGAUGUGGUGCAGCAGUUCGUGUCGUACAAACCGCUGCAGCGUCUUGUGCGCCUGCCCUACAGCAAGGCCCGAGAGGCGGAUUUUCUUUCCUUAAAUAUGGAGCAUGAGGAUGUGAUGGUGGGCCGUGCUUUGCACGAGGUGAAGUAUCCGGAGUUGACGCUUGUGCGAGAGAGUCGGUGCAGCUUUCACGAUCUUCGUUACGGAUGCCGCAGGCGGUCUUUGAGUGAUACUUCUGUUGUUAUUCAUCAUAUUAAAUCGAGGGACUACAUGAAGUUGAUGAGACGCUUUAGUAACGGCACAGCUGCGACGGCGAGAGAGUACAGGCGGCUUCCAAGGUCAUUGUGGUUUCACUGCUGA
This is a messenger RNA of Trypanosoma grayi, 495 nucleotides long. Its product is annotated as putative UDP-Gal or UDP-GlcNAc-dependent glycosyltransferase. The coding region runs from base 1 to 495 and encodes 164 amino acids. The record is from RefSeq and is a predicted model, not a curated record. The transcript has a single exon. Lineage: Eukaryota; Euglenozoa; Kinetoplastea; Trypanosomatida; Trypanosomatidae.